Eimeria mitis is the source of this 960-nucleotide messenger RNA. RefSeq lists its product as uncharacterized. Lineage: Eukaryota; Apicomplexa; Conoidasida; Eucoccidiorida; Eimeriidae. Bases 1 to 960 code for a protein of 319 amino acids. The transcript has 8 exons. The record is from RefSeq and is a predicted model, not a curated record.
AUGAGUCGCAGGAGUACUAUAUUCGCCUCUGGUGGGGUGCAUUCCCUGCUUCUUCUGGCCUACUUAGUAAUAUUUUUGAAUGUUAAAUGUUCAGAAGGGGCAGCUGUGAAUAACAGCGACGGCGGAUUGGUCGAGGCACAGGUGCAAGAUGAGAUGCACAAGCUUGACACGGAGGUUACUCCCCCCGCUAUCCAGCCGCCUGAUGGCAACGCCCAAGCCUCUCCAGAGAUGCAUUCUGCAGAGGGUGACGCGUAUUUGCUGCAAAAUAGGGAACAGCAGCCUAUCCAGGGCAGAGGAACUCCCCACCCAUCUACUUCUGGCAUUUUAGGCCGCGUUGUUACGAUGGGUCUGCUUGCCUCGGUUGUGGUCCUCAUGGGUUUAGUAUCUUGGGAGGUUAUGAAUUUUGUGGGUGAUGUGCCCGAUCCAUUUAAAGAUGUGAAGGAUCCCACUUUAAUCCCCGUGAUGAUCGAGGACAUGUUGGCCGGGGGGAAGUCGAUCGCCUUCGUUGUAAGUCGAAGUGGCGGGAAGGAGGACAUGUUGCCCGAUCCAUUUAAAGAUGUGAAGGAUCCCACUUUAAUCCCCGUGAUGAUCGAGGACAUGUUGGCCGCGGGGAGGUCGAUCGCCUUCGUUGUAAGACGUUGCAAGUACUGCGGCAUCGGGAUUCGGGCACUGAAAAGGGCCGGGAAGGAUACGGUGGUGGUUAUGGUCGAAGGGCAUCCUCACCAAGGUGUUAUCAGUCGACAUCUGAGGAACAGACAGACGUUGCAAGUACUGCGGCAUCGGGAUUCGGGCACUGAAAAGGGCCGGGAAGGAUACGGGCAUCCUCACCAAAGUGUUAUCAGUCGACAUCUGAGGAACAAAUACGGCGCUAGAGGAUUUCCGUUCUUCAUCAUUGACGGCGAUCGAUUUGGCUACCUGACAAAAAUAAAGCAAUACUUGGCGGAUGAGUCUCCCCGUUGA